AUGGUUAGGGCAACUAUCGAGCAUGCUCUUGGAGAAAUCUCGAGGCGACCCGAAGUGAUCCUUCGCGAAACAAACACAGAGACCACGAUGUCCCGCGGGAUACGGGAGCUAAAUCAAGACUCAUGCUCUCCAACACCAAGUUCUAAGAACGUCACUCUGCCACCAGGCUGUGUUCUCAGUGGCAGCAACUCUAGCAUUGUCGACGUUGGUGAGUGUAAACCAGUUGCCUGCUUAAGAAAUGACACUACGUUAAAUUCUUCGUGCCAGGAUCCAUCUUUCUGCUGUGGACCGCGUGAUUUUAUACAAGUCCAGGUUGACUGUGGGGACGUCUUGUCAUUUAACCUGUCUAAAGUGAAAAAAUGUUCCUGUGGAGGCUGUACUGAAAAGGUCACAAUUCUACAAGGCAUAGUUGUGGGUGGGCCAGAGGAAAAACUCAUGAGAUAUGGGGAUGUGAUAUACAAUAGUGAAGUUGUCGCUUACACAGAUGGAGAAGGAAAAUUUUCUUUCACAAUCCCAGUCAAGGUGAAAAGAGCCAUAGUUACUUUCAAAGAUUCAUUUUAUGAAGAGUUUGAAGAAAGAAGUAAGGUUUUCGUCAUAAAUGAAGGCAGCAGCGGCUUUUACAAAAUAAAACUAAAACGAAAGCCAUCACCCAUUUCUUUCAAUGCUUCAGAACCUCUUGACGUCCCCUUGGGAAGUUAUCCAAAUAUUGAUAGCUUUGCAGACCUUGAACUCCCAGAGGAGACAUUCCUUACGGAGGAUGGCUCUGUCUUCCGGGGAAAUGCUAAAGCUUCAAUCAGUGUUACCGAUUCUCGUAACCUAUCAGAUGUCCUAGCAGCUCCCGGAGACUUCAGCACGACAGAUGAAGACGGUGAAGAAGAAAUUUUAGAAACUUUUGGCAUGAUAAAACUGAGCUUUCAAGAUGAAAGUGGAAAACAACUGGCUAUGUCCAAACCUAUGAAGGUGUUUCUUGACCCUGAGAAACUCAACUUAACUAUUAAAAAUUCCACUAGUGACGUGCCCCUUAAACUAUAUUGGCUUGACAAGAAGACAGGGCGUUGGAGAGAGGCUGGUAACUUUCAGCUUGAAGACGGCAGUAAACGGAGAAGGAAACGGUCCCCCAGAGUUUUCUUUGUUGGCACAGUAACCCCCGCAAUAGCAAGGGAAAAUCUCAAUUUUGACGCACCGACCACAAGAGUUGCAGUGAGGGUUACGACAGACCCAUAUCCCCGGCCCCCUGGGAGUGCAGGCGCUGUAGUAAGAGUUAUUCGAAAGGAAGGAGCUGUCUUCAGAGGUUACAUUGAGGAAACUACAACGGCGGAGGGCUUAGUUUGUGUUCCAAUAUGGCGCGAUAAAACAUGUCAUAUUCAAGUUGAAUCGAAUGGUAAAUACAUGAUUCCAACAAGAAUGAAUGAUCUUCCAUCAAACAUCCAAGCUACACCAAAAGAAGAAGUUCAAGACGAUACUGGUGCAGAAAUUAAAUGGAUUGAGUUUACGAGCACAUUAGAUGAAAAUAGCGCUUUGUCGACACCAAUGUACAAACAUACUACUACAGAGGUAGAGAAGUGUAAAUCUCCCCAACCUCGUCCAGAAGGUUCUCAGUUUACCUUUGAAGAACCACAGACUGUAUCUGACUUCUCCAUCUUGACCGACAUUAAUACGGCAUUUUGGAUACCCCUCGGCUGUUACAUUAAAAUUAAAGUAAACGGCGACAAUGCCAUUUUUGCCGCAGAGAGUUACAAAGAGAACGACUUCGACGAAACAGGAAAGAUUGGUUUGCAUAUCCGGAUGUCAACAACUGUCACUGGGGGUGGAAGUAACACCGUGUGUCUUCAGUUCAGCUGCCCCACAAACAGUGCAUACACUUAUAUCAAAGUCGCGCCGCUGACUAAAACGUGCUUGUUUCGUAGUGUUCAUCUUGAUUUGUCAAGCGUCCAGCAUCCAACUUGUCCUAUAAAUGGUAUAAGUAGAAGUGUUUGUGCUAACCAACCUCCCGCAAUCCAAGCACAAGAAAAGUGGCUGUGGAUACCCAAGAGUAGCGCUUCUCAGAGUACUUAUAGAACGUUUAGUGACAGACAAAGGGGGCAGGCCAGAUGCCUUGUUGGUAAUCAAGGUUAUACGAGCGCAUCGACAGACACCGUAACUGAGCUUGGAUAUGCUUUGGAAUAUGAUUGCAGGUAA
Orbicella faveolata is the source of this 2178-nucleotide messenger RNA. RefSeq names its product cartilage intermediate layer protein 1-like. The record is from RefSeq and is a predicted model, not a curated record. Lineage: Eukaryota; Metazoa; Cnidaria; Anthozoa; Scleractinia; Merulinidae.